UGUCACCAUAACAUUUACUUCGUUUCACAGGCCCUAGUUGUUCCUGAGAAGUUUCAACACAUUCUGCGUGUUCUCAACACCAACAUAGAUGGAAAACAAAAAAUUAUGUUUGCUUUGACCGCAAUCAAGGUCAGUAGAAAGAGUAGUUAUUUCCAAUUUAUUUCGUGUACUAUUAGAAUUAUGUUAUUGGAGUGAAACCCCUCUGUCGAAAAUUUUUGGUUCUGAUUUGAAGAAAGAUGGUUUGUAUGUCAUGUUGAUGUCAAGUGUGAUGUGUGCGAGUACAGUUAAACCUGUAUUAAGCAGUCACCCUAACGGAUUGGCCAACUGAGUUGCAGUGAUACACAACAGCCGAGAUUCCAACCCUAUGUGAUGGAAAAUAGGGAGUAAUUAUUAGCGCCGAAGGCGCGAGCUUCUAGGGGGGUCCGGGGGCAUGCCCCCCCCAGGAAAUUUUGCAAAUUUCGGUUCUCUCAAGUGCCAUUUCCUGAAUUUUGACAUCAUUCCGGCCUGAGUUAUAACAUACCAUAAUGCUCUUCGCGAAGAAAGUAAGUAUAAUAUGAGUGUUUCACAGUGACAGAUUGCCAAAAAUUCUAAAGAUUACCAAUUUUUCCCUAGUUUUCAGAAUUUUAUAAUAAAUCGGGAGAAUUUGGUAAAAAUCGGGAGAGCGGGAGGCAAGACAUCAAUUGGUUGGAAUCUCUGCAACAGUGCAUUGGUAAACGGUGAUAUUUCUUUUGAUGAUACAUAUUGAUAUUAACUUUGGGUGUUCCCUGGUGUUGUGGAAACUAUUGUUGGUUAGCUCUUGUUUUGUGGUGUGAGUAUUGAUCAUUGUCUUUUCAAUUCGUUGUUUUACAUCAUUUGGGGAUUACACCUGUCCACAACACCAAGAAACUGUGUUAAUUUUGAACAAGUAAUCAGGAAAGAAAAUAUCCAAACAAAUAUGCUAUGUUGACAAAUUUGUGAAAUCCCUGCCUUACAUAUUCCUCUCCCAAGCUCUGCAUAUUUAUAGUCUUUGCAAGGUGCUUUAUGGUGAAAAAGCAAACUAUCCCUGGCUCAUGUGCUUCUUGUCUUAUUCAAAGUGGGAGAAAAGAAGAGAAAUAAAUGCAUGCAUAGUUAUGUCACUUGUUAGUUGUAAGUUGUACAGUCAUGUGUGUCCACAGGCAAAACAUGCUGUCGGUUGAACUUCACAAUUGGUCACUAUGCUCAUCGCACACAGCAGUGUAUCAUAUUAGGGCCAUUUAUUAGGUUCAUUUAUAUUUAUUUUCCUUACAAACGGUACAUUUCGUCUAAAGUAAGACGCGGCUUAGCUAAGGUGCGUCUCAUUUUAGAACAGCCCUUAACACCUGUUCUUAGAUAAGACGAGAAAAACUUCGUAUAAAUGACCUUCGCGUCUUACAUAGGAUGCGAAUGCAUAGUACGCGUACGUUAAUUUUUGACGUGUCUUAUUUUUCCUCGUAUAAAUGGCCCUAUUUACUAUAUCGUGUCCUGUUUCUUGCAAUUUAUAUUAAAUUGUGGUAAAAUAGAGAGCUUUACAUUUUAGGGAGCGGGAUGACUACAAGGACAACAUUGAACCUAAAGUUUUUUUUGUGUGCGUUCCCUAGAAAUGGACACCCCAGAAAGCUUUAUUUUACUUCUUUUCACCACAAUAGUUAGAAUGCUUAUUUCUAUUGAAGUCAGCUAGGCCUUCUCCUGAUUGCUGCACAAUAAAAUUUCUAAGAUUUGUUAAAUUGUUUUCACCACUACAACAUUCUUGCUAAAACUCAUGGUAGAAUGACAAUGGCUAUCACAUUUUCCUGCCAAGAUGCUGUCGGUUCAGCUGCGUGUACUAAACUUAGUGUUGGGAAAAUCUUGUACUCUUAGAGGGGCAUCCAACGAGGAUAUAGUUCAAAACCACUUAACAUAGCAUUGUUGAACAUAUUUUAGUAUUUAAAUGGUAGAUAUAGGUAUAUUUUUAUCCCCUAAAAACUUUUCAUCUGUUUGGAUUUCCUAGCUGAAAGUCUACUGAUCCGAAAAUUAUAGGGAUCAAAACUUACCUUUUCGAAAAUUUCAGCCAGGAAAAGGCUCCCGAAAAUUCUAGGUGGCCUUUUUUAGGGUAAAUAUCCGUUUAAAAUGGGUAAUUAUACCAUUUUGUAGAUGUUCGAAAAUCCUAGGAGAGGCAGGCAAGCAAGAAAUUUUACAACAAAUGUUCCGAAAAUUCCAGUUCUCAAAUCGUCUUCCGAACAGAUUUUUUUCCCGAAACUUGCCGUUGGGUGCCCCUGCUCUUAGUCUUCCUCCUCUUAGUAGCUAAAGGGAUCUAACAUAACAUUGCAGCCCUGCCAGGAAGUAGUUGAUUUACAUAUACAUGUACCGACCCAAGAUAGUUGAAGUGUAAAGUUCCUGUUAAAUUCACAGUAAUGUGGGCAUCAAACAUGUAUUUACUUUAUUUCCAGGGCGUGGGACGGAGGUAUGCCAACCUUGUUUGCAAGAAGGCUGAUGUUGAUAUGAAAAAACGUGCAGGAGAACUUACAGAUGAUGAGGUAACAUGCAUGAUUUAAUGAUCAUGUACCAGCAACAAGCCAUUGAAAUAUUGCGUCAACAUAAUUAUUUUCUUUGAAAUCUUCGAGCAAUAAAAGUUUCCUUUCUCAUUUAUUUUGGUGCUGCAAGCAUUGACCAUUAUGAUGCACUAUUUUUUCUCUGACAGGUGGAGCGUGUCAUUACUAUAAUGCAGAAUCCACGGCAGUACAAAAUCCCUGAUUGGUUCCUUAACAGGCAGAAGGACAUCAGAGAUGGCAAAUACUCACAGGUAUAGAAAUUAAUAUGAAAAAUUGGAGCAACCCUCCAAGUUGCUACCAUUUUAGGCAGCAUAGUCACUUAAAUUUAAAUACAAGUGAAGUUUAGCCUGUGUUGUAGAUGUACAGUACUAUCGUCUAACCUUGGUUAUAUGCAGUAGUGUCUGUGAAGCAGCACCAAGAUCUUUGUUCUGGGCUCCCUAAGGACUUGGUGAAUUACCAGAAGUACAUUUUGAGUUUUCUUUCAAACUCAUUGGCAAAUCGAAUCAAAUCAUGGCAUGCACUUAAAUCUUGGUACACAGUUGGAGCCCAUUAAAAGUAUUUUAGGGCUGUUUCGUGGAUGGACAUAACCAUGAAUUAAUAAUUUUAGUUUUGUGUGUGGCGCAGGCUCAGAAAGUUAUUCUGAAACAUGAAAAACGUGAAUUCUAAUUGAUCAGAGGAGUGUGACGUCAAUAAUUAUUAUUAUUCUGGAUUUUUCUACUAAUUCGAGCACUUAACAAAAUCCAAAAGCAUAGCUUUUUGAAAUACACGUCAAUGAAACCUGACCUGAAACUUGCAGUUUUGUACUGCUCUACUGAGUCUUUCGCCCAGCACGUGAUGCAUGACAAGUUGCAUGCAAUCAAAUUACAGUAAACUUUGCUUGUUGUUUUCUUCAAAAACUAAGAAAUGCAUGUGACAGUGGCCAAUCUCUGUAGGUACAUCUGUAGUCUUUUUAACUGGACUACACAUUUUAUAUACAUGUAUUUGGCAUUCACAUGUAGAGGGAACUAACAACUGUAGACUUAAGUAACAUGAAAGCAACGCAGUUGAACAUUUAGUAACUAAAAACUAUCAGCAUUUUGAGUUACUGUAAUUAUUGUUAGAGAUGAUAAAGUAAAAAAAUGGUUGUUAUCUCUCGAGUGGUAUUAUGGUUCAUGUUUCUUUCAGUGAAUUGUAAAGCAAGUUUAGAUUACCAAAAGUUUAUGGGAAAAUAUCUUUCACAAGAUACAUUUAUAACAAAAUUGUUUGGGUGCAAAUGAACUGAUAAGAAAUCUGUUACAUUAAACAGAUAUUGUUUUGGCUGUAUAUCCUGGCACUUUAAAUUAAUUCCAAAAAAAUUUUAACUUGGAAGGUUGUGAUGUAGUUAUUUUUAAAUGAUUUCAUAAACUGCGCUAAACAUUGCAAUGCCUUGUUGCCUUUAGAUACUUGCUAACAAUCUUGAAAGCAAGCUUCGUGAGGAUCUUGAGAGACUGAAGAAGAUCCGUGCUCAUCGUGGUCUUCGUCAUUACUGGGGGUAAUUAUCUUCUCAUUAUUUGUAUUUUAAAUGAAAUGAUAUUAUGUGUGGAGAGAAGAACAGAGAAAAAAAUUCUGAGUUCCAGAUGGGAAUUGAACCCACAACCUCCUGUGCACUAGUCGGAUGCUCUAACCACAUUUUGCCACAGCAUUUUUAAACUUUUUAGCGGAGUUGUCACUAAGAUUUCACGUUGCCGGGUAAAUGCAACAUGUAGGCAUGGAAUCGAAUAGCUGAGGAUUUAUUUUGGUUUUAUUUUUCUUCUAUUUUCCAAUGAACAUAGCCAGGGGAAAUCCCUUGUCCUCGGCUCUUAAUGACAGCCCCUGAUAGAGUAACUUUUACAUAUUGUACACUGCAGCAUCUGAGAUCUAAAUAUUCUUCACAUCAUAUGAAAGCCAAAUUCAGUAAUUGUUCUAUUAUUCAAAAUGUUUCUUAAUUCUUUACCGCCUUGCUGCCUUGCCGCCUUGCCUCAAACAUUUGUCUGAUUCUCAUAACCAUAAUUUUACCUUUUUUUCAGUCUGCGUGUGCGAGGACAGCACACGAAGACCACUGGUCGCAAGGGCAGAACUGUUGGUGUUGCCAAGAAGAAGAACUAA
Porites lobata is the source of this 4628-nucleotide messenger RNA. NCBI's taxonomy places the organism in Eukaryota, Metazoa, Cnidaria, Anthozoa, Scleractinia, Poritidae. The record is from the annotation of a GenBank genome assembly.